UUAGAUGUAAAGGUUUAUGCUUUUCAUUUGAUCGGUUUUCCCUUCAAGGCAUUUACUGUCCAGCAAACAGUCACUAUGAGCUGUGUGGAACAGACUGUGGCCACACCUGUGUCUCCUGCUUUCCACUGUGGUAUGGCUUUAUUAUUAUGAUGUGGAAAGAUGGAAAGAUGGAAACCAUCUUGAAAGAUGGUUGCUCUGAGCGAUGUGAAUGUUUUGCCUCUGAUGUUGUGCACUGUGCCGCUGCAUCCUGCACUCCUGCACAGCAGUGCACCGUCAGGAAUGGCCAGCUGGGCUGUUAUGAUGGGAUGUCCACCUGCACUGUCUGGGGAGACCCACAUUACAUCACCUUUGAUGGCGCCCUGGCUCAUUUCCAGGGAACAUGCUCUUAUAUCAUUACUGAGACUGGGAGUCAUGGCAACAAUCACACCCAGUUUGAGGUUGUAGCCACCAACAAUCACCGUGGCAAUGACCAUGUGUCCUUUGUGUCAUCAGUGGACAUACAUUUCUCUAAAGAUGCAGAGAGUGCAUAGCUCAAGUGUCAACACAGGAAGGCUUUAUAGUCUUUAAUGCAGCUGACCUUAUUGUCCAAUUUGAUGGCCAGAGUACUCUAUUGGUCAGAAUGAGUCAGCACUAUCAGAAUAAAGUCAGUGGGAUGUGUGGGAACUUCAACGGAGAUCCUUCAGAUGAUAAAGUGAAACCGAGUGGCACACUCGCCCAAAAUGACACUGAGUUUGGACACAGCUGGAAGUCACCAACCAGUCAGCCAGGAUGUGGAUCCACUGAUGAAAUAAAUGAAGAUGGACACUGUCGUUUUUCACAAGAAUACUCUGAACUCUGCAGCAUCAUCACCAACACCAGUGGUCCAUUCAGUGCCUGUCACCUGCACUCUGACCCACAGCCAUUUUUCUCUUCCUGCGUCUAUGAUCUCUGUCUCUACUCUCCAGCCAAUGGCAUGCUGUGUUCUGCAGUUUCAGCCUAUGAGAAAACUUGCACUGUUUUAGGCUUGAACAUCCCAGAAUGGCGCCCUGCUUUACACUGUGCCUUGUCAGAUCCCUGUGAACAGCUGAACUGUGCAGAACAUGAGUGGUGCGGGAAGAAAAAUGGAGAGUACGGCUGCUUCUGCGAUGAGCACCAUCAUAGACCAAACAAUGAGAGCUACGACUCGUCCAUCACCUGUGAAAACAGCUCAGGGACCAUGUCUGUGUCCCGCUGCCAGCUGUUUGAGGCCGGCUUUCACUCCAGUGCUCUCCAUCUUAAAGAUAGCUCCUGCAAUGGAACUGUUCAGAAUGGAAGACUUGUUUUCCACUUUGACAAUGAGGGUCAUCUUUGUGGAACCGUUCUCAGGAGCAAUGGAACCCAUUUCAUGUAUGAGAACACCAUUCAGGGGGAUGUGGAUACUCAUGGAAGUAUCAUAAGCCGUCAGAAGAACGUCCAUUUGCUCUUCUGCUGUUCUUACCCUCUGUCCCAGGCCCUGUCUAUGGAUGUGGGCAUAAACCCUCUGGAGAGUGUAGUGAGGAAGAAGCUUCCAGUUGGUGUUGGUGUGUAUCACAUGAGGAUGACCCCCUAUCAGGACGCAGCCUUCCGCUUCCCCUUCACCUCUAAUACAAACAUAGAAAUGGUGGUAGAUGAAAGGCUUUACAUUGAGGUGCGGACUGAAGGUGUGGAUCAACAACAGAUUUCCACUGUUCUGGACUCAUGUUGGGCGACACCAGUCAACAUUGCAAACUACCCUGUUCGUUGGGAUCUCAUUGCUGAAGAGUGUCCCAAUCCAGAUGAUGGUACAGUUGAGCUGGUACAGAAUGGCAUCUCCACAGUGGCUCGUUUCUCCUUCAAGAUGUUCACCUUUACCAACUUCUCAUCCAUUUUCAUUCACUGUAAUGUCCACUUGUGUCUGUUGAGACACAACAACUGCACAGCUCAUUGUUAUCCUGGUCACCCCACGCGUUUCAGGAGGGACUUGUCCUAUCAUGACUCUUCAGCCAUCUCAGUUGGACCACUUCAUCUGAACCCACGUAGCUUAGGAAGGAUCCAGAGCAGCAGUGCUCCAGGACAGAUGACAUCUGUCUUCACCCUGGUCAUUGUUUUGCUGACAGUCAAAAUUCUGAUCCAAUGAGUUUAAAGAGAGCUGAUGUGUUUACCAGCUCCCUUCUUAAAUGUUCAUUUAGGUUUUUCAUUUGGAUUUGUUUUGCGUUAGCAAUCAGGUGGUAGUAAUAGCCUUGCAUACGGAGGUAGGCUCUUUGUACUACACACUGGGGUCAUAAUUAACUUACUGUGAAUUUGAAGCUACUCAUGAAUAAACUCAAGCAAUGGGGUGAUGGGAUACGAUGGCUUUAGUGGGGUGUAAACUGUUUUGAUGUAUUGAAAAUUUACAAUAACUACUGUGUCUGUCAGUCAAAAAGCCUGUCAGUCAAAGAAGUCAUCCUAUGGUUAUCUUAAUUAUCAAAUUAUUUCACUUUAAUAAAUAUAAAUUACUUGUCUUUAUUUGUAGAUUUUCAGUUUAAUAAAAAUGCAUCAUAAAUAGUAUAACAACAGUAUUGUUACAAUAAUAUUAGUCCAGAUUUUAAACUUGGAAGCUAUACUUAAAGCUUAAGACACGACUUUUCUAUCCUACUAUUAGACUUUUGUUUUCAUUGUGGGCUGGAAGAGGAUGAUACUUGGAUUGUUGAUCAACCCUUCUUGGGAAGGAAUUUGUGCUUUGGGAUGUUUUUCUUUUAAAUAAAAAUGCUAGACAGAAGUCCAACCUCUGCAUUGAAGCCCUGAUACAUUUGUUCAUCCAAACAGACAUAAUUUGUGAAAAAAGAAUAACCACCUUCUCUGUGUUAUUAAAAAUGGAAGUGUAAUAUUUAUUAUAGCUUCAUCUGCAAGAGACUCUUGAAAAUGAUGUUUUCAAACAUGCAAUAUUAACAAUUCCCAAAAUAAAACAUUGUUCAGA
This is a messenger RNA of Oryzias latipes (Japanese medaka), 2932 nucleotides long. RefSeq names its product alpha-tectorin-like. The record is from RefSeq and is a predicted model, not a curated record. Lineage: Eukaryota; Metazoa; Chordata; Actinopteri; Beloniformes; Adrianichthyidae.